AUGUAUUUAGCUAUAAUUACUCUACCGUUACUAGGAUCAAUAGCUUCCGGUCUUUUUGGUAGAAAGAUUGGAGUCACUGGAGCACAAUUAAUUACUUCUAGUUUAGUAAUUCUUACAACACUGUUAGCAAUAGCUGCUUAUUUUGAAGCAGGUUUUCAUUUUGACUCCUUAACAGUAUUAAUUGUAUCUUGUUUAGUCCAUAUUUAUUCUAUAGGUUAUAUGUCACACGAUCCUCGGGGCCGCCAUAACCAACGAUUCUUUAGCUAUUUAAGUUUAUUUACUUGGUUUAUGAUUAUUUUAGUCACAUCAGAGAAUUUACUAUUAAUGUUUGUAGGUCAACCAUUCUCGGCCGGAGUUGGAAUUUGUUCUUAUCUUUUAGUUAAUUUCUGA
Molecule: messenger RNA, 390 nt
Organism: Tuber melanosporum (Perigord truffle)
Lineage: Eukaryota; Fungi; Ascomycota; Pezizomycetes; Pezizales; Tuberaceae
Exons: 4
Coding region: 1-390 (129 amino acids)
Biological process (GO): electron transport coupled proton transport; ATP synthesis coupled electron transport
Molecular function (GO): NADH dehydrogenase (ubiquinone) activity
Source: RefSeq, a predicted model, not a curated record